Camarhynchus parvulus is the source of this 275-nucleotide messenger RNA. Its product is annotated as liprin-alpha-3-like. The annotation marks the transcript as partial. The record is from RefSeq and is a predicted model, not a curated record. Lineage: Eukaryota; Metazoa; Chordata; Aves; Passeriformes; Thraupidae. Gene Ontology annotation, cellular component: presynaptic active zone. Gene Ontology annotation, biological process: synapse organization. The transcript is spliced from 3 exons.
GCGCGGCAGAGGGAGAAGAUGAACGACGAGCACAACAAGCGGCUCUCGGAGACCGUGGACCGGCUGCUGAGCGAGAGCAACGAGCGGCUGCAGCUGCACCUCAAGGAGAGGAUGGGGGCGCUGGAGGAGAAGAAUUCGCUGAGUGAAGAAAUCGCCAACAUGAAGAAAAUGCAGGACGAGCUCCUGCUCAACAAGGAGCAGCUGCUGGCGGAGAUGGAGCGGAUGCAGCUGGAGCUGGACCAGCUCCGGGGCCGCCCCGGCUCCUCCUACUCCAG